GCACGGGCAGGGCUGCUGGGCGGACUGCGUGGUGAAGAUGCGGCUUCGCUCGGCGUGUCGUCGCAGCCGUGCGGUAACGUCUCUAUUCUGAGCUGCAGGACGUCUAGACGCCUCUUCCUCUUCUUCUUCUUCUUCUUGUUUUGUUGUUGUCUGGAUAGACGCCGGUUGUCCCUGAAAAGCCUCCUCACCAUGGAUCUCUCCUUUAUGGCAGCGCAGAUUCCGGUGAUGACGGGAGCGUUCAUGGACUCCUCCCCGAAUGACGACUACAGCACCGACCACUCUCUGUUCAACUCCUCAGCCAGCGUCCAUGCCGCGUCUCUGGCGGCCCACGGCCCGCCCGAGGAGCCCCAGUCCAUGUCCAGGGAUGCCAUUUGGCUCUGGAUUGCCAUCACCGCCACCAUUGGGAACAUAGUGGUCGUGGGCGUUGUGUACGCAUUCACGUUCUGAAAGCUAACCGCAGUGAGCCGAGAGGUUUGCAGGGUGCAAGUCACUGGUCCACAUGCAGCAUAUAUAUAUAUUUAUGACUAGAACUGUGAGUGUGUGGCUGUGUGUGUUGAGGAUGACUCACACAACGGCUUUUGUCUAGUCAUAGAUGGUACGCAUCAGGAAAAUUGCAUUGCGGUGCUUGUGCACGAAGCACUUGUGUCCUAAUGAGGUUCCGCUAGUGAAGCGUGGUGGGAACUGAAACAUGGAACAAUCACGGAACGGCACAGGAACGAUGCUUCUGUGAAAGGAGAGCGGUAAUAGUGUAUCCAACAUACCAAUUGUUCUCUCUGCUGUACAUACAGAAAACCAAAUCAGUGUGUAU
Messenger RNA from Lampris incognitus (smalleye Pacific opah), 808 nucleotides. RefSeq lists its product as uncharacterized. The transcript is spliced from 2 exons. The record is from RefSeq and is a predicted model, not a curated record. Lineage: Eukaryota; Metazoa; Chordata; Actinopteri; Lampriformes; Lampridae. Bases 190 to 447 code for a protein of 85 amino acids.